This is a messenger RNA of Echinostoma caproni, 426 nucleotides long. The record is from the annotation of a GenBank genome assembly. NCBI's taxonomy places the organism in Eukaryota, Metazoa, Platyhelminthes, Trematoda, Plagiorchiida, Echinostomatidae.
AUGGACCGCGAAUCCAGUUCCAUGGAAUUGGGUUUGUUCCGUCACACUACUGGUCCGGUUGCUCUGCGCGUCAUAAAUAGAUUCGCGUACCGUCCGGUUAAGGACAGUGCAGAUUGGCAGAUGGUGAUAGCGAAGAUGGAACGGUACUGUCCUGGUGAAUCUAACGAGACUUAUGAACGAUUCAUUUUCAAAUACAGGAGGCAGCAGCGUGCUGAGUCCCUCAGUGCAUUCGUCCAAUCCCUAAAGUCACUGACACGUUCGUGCAAUUUCCGUGCCUGUUUAGAAGAACGUUUAAUAAAGGACCGGAUUGUCGUUGAUUUACGGGAUUCUGCUGUGGUAAAGCGCCUUUUGAAACCUCCAAAGCUGACAUUGAAACAAUGUAUUGGCAUAUGUCUUAUUCAUGUGGCCUCGGAGAAGCAUAUGUAG